CUCACUUCUCUGAAGGGUUACACUCUCUCCAUCCUUUCUCAUCAAACAUCAUCCUUCGAUCACACCGAUCAUCAUAGCUUCUGAGCUUACUUGACAACUCCUCCUUAUAGUGAAUUAACUCUGCUCUGAAGCUUUCUCCAACAAGAGACUUCAUGGCUUUUCGAACCAUCAAGUGUCCUACAGAAAUGACACAGAAGGUCACUCCAGGCUACGCAAAACUGGCCGAUCCAGCUCUACUGGACAAGAUUGACAGUCUGUUUGCCUGCAAUGUGGGCGAGUACAUUGACCUUCCCCAGCUGGUCGUUGUGGGAGAUCAGUCCAGCGGCAAAAGCUCGGUUCUCGAAGGCCUCACUCGGCUGCCCUUCCCCCGCGACAGUGGAUUGUGCACGCGCUUUGCAAGCCAGCUCAUCUUCCGUCGCGACAAGAGCCUCACGAUUAGAAAGAUCCACGCGUCUAUCAUCCCUGCGUCGGAAUCAGAUGCUACCCGGGCAGGGGAGCUGAAGGCCUGGGAUGCUGAUUUCGAGGGAGACCUGAGCGCGGCCGCUUUUGCGGACACCAUGAAAAAGGUGCACGCCUUGAUGGGGGUGUCCACUGACGAAGAGCCUGGCCGACCGACCUUUUCCAACGAUGUCUUUCGAUUGGAAAUCUGUGGCCCGGAAGAGGAUCAUCUGAGUGUCAUCGAUGUGCCUGGCAUCUUCAGGUCGGCCACUUCUAGUCGCAUCGCCAAAGCAGAUAUUCCGCUGGUCAGGAACAUGGUGCUGGGAUACAUGAGGAACCCACGAUCUAUCAUGUUGACGGUCGUUGCGGCUAACGUCGACGUGGCAAACCAAGAGAUCAUUGAGAUGGCGCGAGAGUUAGAUCCUGACGGCGAACGGACGCUCGGCGUCUUGACCAAGCCUGAUCUGGUUGAUGAGGGCGCGGAGCAAAAGAUCGUUGAUAUUGUCGCGGGGCAUAACCUUCCCUUGAAGCACGGGUGGAUUCUGGUUCGAAAUCUGUCGCAACUGGAAUUGGAGGAAGGAAAAGUUGACAGAGACAUUGCUGAAGCUGAGUAUGGUAAGAAAAAGUUCUGGAACACAGUUGCAGCUGACAGAUAUGGCAUCGGUUCCUUGAAAGCACGCUUGCAGGAGACUGUUACUGAAAAUGCUAGAAAAGCUUUUCCACUUGUGCGAGCUGAGAUCAACAAGAAACUUAGUGUAGCCAAAGCAAGCCUCCUGGGAUUGGGUGAUGAAAGAGAGUCUACAAGCCAGCAGUUCAAGUACUUACUAGAUGCGGUGACCAAGUUCGGUGACAUGACAACCCAGGCUCUGAGCACAAAUUACGGUGCCAAUGAAGAGUUUGAGAAGCACCCAGGCCUGCGCCUCGCAACCAUAAUUGUCAAUCGCGACGAUGCUUUUUCCCAGUCAAUGGAGAAGUGGGGACACAAGUACAGUUUUCAAGUGGAUACUAUCAAUGUCAACAGUGUGCUGCCUGCUGCCCCGGAUGAAUAUUACCCUGCCACCCAGUCUACCCGACUGACAGAGGAUAUUCUUGAACUCGAUGACAUUAUUACAAACUGUGAGGAGGUGGACGAGCCGCUGCCCUACGGGAUCUACCAGUGGCUAAAGGAAGAAUACCACAAGUCACGCGGGUUUGAUUUGAAUACCUUCCAGAGCUCGUUGCUGGCCAAUGUGUUCCGAAGCCAGACCAUGAAAUGGGAGAGUAUUGCCAUCGGCUAUCUUAGCGACAUCAUUGCCAGCGUUCAUACUUUUAUCCUUCGCGGCCUAGAGCUAUGCAUCAGUGACAAACGCGUCUUUCUCAACCUGGUGCCCUACAUCAUGGAUGAUAUAACGGGGAAAUACAGAGAUGCGAUCGAGCAAGUGCGGCUCCUUCUUCAUAUCGAGCGUCGCGGCACAUUGAAGACCCUAAACCACUACUUCAAUGACAAUCUCCAGAAGAUACGUCAAGAGCGAUGGGAAGCGUACCUUCAAACACAGAUGAAUAAAUAUGGCGUAGUGGAAACAAAGAAGCUGAGUUACCAGCAGAAUAUGAGCAACGAAAGCCACACUGUGCAGGAUCUCCAUGAUAUCCUCAAGGCCUACUACCGAGUGGCAAUGAAACGGUUCGUCGAUAACGUCAGCAUGCAGGCGGCAGAUUAUCAUCUGGUCCACGGGCCAAAGACCCCGAUGAAGGUUCUUUCUCCCUCAUUCGUGCACAGUUUCUCCCCGGAGCAAUUGCAGGAGAUUGCGGGGGAGGAUCCGUCGGUCGGCAGAAGACGUGCUCACUUGAAGAAGCAGAUCCGGGAGUUGGAGGAGGGGAAGAAGCUUCUUGUCUAGGUGGGAGUGCAUUCUAUGCUUUGUAUGCUGC
This is a messenger RNA of Aspergillus saccharolyticus JOP 1030-1, 2343 nucleotides long. Its product is annotated as dynamin family protein. Gene Ontology annotation, molecular function: GTP binding; GTPase activity; microtubule binding. The transcript has 4 exons. Bases 153 to 2312 code for a protein of 719 amino acids. Gene Ontology annotation, cellular component: microtubule; cytoplasm; membrane. NCBI's taxonomy places the organism in Eukaryota, Fungi, Ascomycota, Eurotiomycetes, Eurotiales, Aspergillaceae. The record is from RefSeq and is a predicted model, not a curated record.